Messenger RNA from Pollicipes pollicipes, 441 nucleotides. Its product is annotated as protein diaphanous. Lineage: Eukaryota; Metazoa; Arthropoda; Thecostraca; Pollicipedomorpha; Pollicipedidae. Gene Ontology annotation, cellular component: actin filament. The record is from RefSeq and is a predicted model, not a curated record. Gene Ontology annotation, biological process: actin filament polymerization.
GGACGAGCGUGGAGGAAGAGCGAGACCAGGUGGUGAUAGGCGUACGGAAGCGCUCCGACCUCGAGUCGCGCGACCGCAGCCGCCACAACCGCAUCGACGAGACCAACAAGCUGCUGCAGCGAGUGCUCGAACUGGACUCGUAGCCGCUGGCCAGUGCUGUAGUGUGGCGCCGUGCCGCGCCGCGCCGUGGCUGGGUCCUGUUCUGAGACGCCGCCGUCGCUGUUGAGGGAUGGCCGUUGCGGCGGCGGGGCGGCCGGCGACUGGUCACCGUGCCUUGUCGGCGCUCCGUUGCCCGACUCAGGUCAGGGGUUGGCGGGCGCGGCCUUCUGCGCUCGUCCCGGACGGCGCCGCGGCGUCACCCGGCGGCCGGGGGGCCCGGGGCUCGGGCGCCGGGCCGUGUUUUGAAGUGCAGCUGCGGGCGACACAGCGCCUGCCUCCAUC